AUGGAAAGCUUCAACCCUAUGCCGGCGCUGCAAACUGGCGCCGACAACUCCGCGGGUGACGCGAUGAGUUUGAAUCAUGCACAGGGUCUGGGUAUGGACAGUUUUGUCCAGGACAUUCCCUUUGAUGAUUAUUCUCUCAUUCAAAAAGACGUGACUCUCAAAAUAUAUGUAUGGGUAUAUGAUGGCGAGCGCGGUGUGUCGAGAACACGCGACCACGACCGAGGAACUCAAGCUAACGACGCCACCCGUGCCGCUUGCAGAGAUGCUGUAAAUGGAAGCAUGGCACCGAUGCCAUUCACCGCUUCAUAUGAUUUUGACAACUUCACCACCUUCGAAGACCCCUUCUCAUACCCCGCCCGCCCAUAUGAGGAAGUUGUACCUGAUUCCGAAGUCAUAAACGAAACUACAACACCCGACCAACUAGAUCACAAGCUGCUUGGCUUCUCCGCGCCCAUUCUUAAAGCUUCAUUAAUUGACGACAGCGGCCAAUUCGCCGAAAUCUCCAUGACUGCCGAGUUAUAUGGCAUGUUCUUCGUCGCCGAGGACGUCUUCGCGGGCGAGAAUACGGGCCGUCCUCUCGAACUUACUUGUUACCGACGAAACCUGUGGCAGUGUUCUGGCCAAGUUAGUGUAUCAAGGCCUGUUAGUCAAGUUAUCAACGAACAGGGCACCAGAGAACCCAUCACGGAACUAGUCGCCAGUAUUACAGCUAUUGAGUCCAUUGAUGGGAAGCCCACUGAGAUCAUAUUAAUACCGUGGAAGAGCGCUCCUGAAGACAGCAAGAUAGCAGGAGCUCCGCCGAAUAUACCGCUCGAUAUGGGUUCCCUUUUAGAUGCUGAGACAGGUGCUCCUGUCGGGCUACCCAUCUCCUGGAAGAGGCUCCAAUUCAAGCAUGCGACAGCAAAUAACGGGCGGAGGAAAGGUCUCCAGCAGCAUUACGUUGUACAAAUCAACCUUCUCGCCAAGUUAAAUUCGGGAGAGUUUAUAAAAGUGGCCGAGGUCCAGUCUGGCCCUGUGAUUGUGCGAGGCAGAAGCCCGAGGAACUUUGAUAGCCGACGAGACGUCCCUCUCAUGGGGGACAAGAAGAUGGAGAGGAGAGGUACGAACGCGAGCUCGAGCGACGCAUCGGUCAAGGCCGAAAAGGAGUCCCUCGUACAAACACUCAAGAGGUACCAUCCGCUGGGGAAUCCCAGAGCCGAGGACUGGCCGCAGCCUUAUACUAUACCCAAUCAGGGGCCUCACCCAGCCAAGAAGCUUGCCACGUCACCGAAUCUGCAGCGGCCGCCAAUCCCAGCAUGGUCUACAGAUGCGCCGGCCCGGAAUUCGGGAGCUGGAGCUACACCAGCUCGCCACUCUGUUUCGACGGCACAAAGGAACAACUCGCUCCGUCCUGCAUCAUCGGUUCCGCUAAGCCUAUCCUUGUCUGAGGACGAGAGGAGUCCCGGAAGGGGAAGCACGGAGACGGCGAGUCCCCAGCAACCGAAGCCGUCGGGGAAGAAUGCGCAAAAUCCAACCCAGACUCCAAUGGAAGAAGUGGAUAUGCUCUAUGAAUACUUUCCGCUCAGCGUUGACGACUGGUUGCCGCCGGUAGAAGCUAUAUAUCGUCCGCAUAUCGUUCACCAUACAAUUGUGCCGCCCGAAGUGAAGGCUCAACAGAUGCGAACGAAGAAGAAGCUGUAUUUUUUGGCUGAGUGA
Scedosporium apiospermum is the source of this 1695-nucleotide messenger RNA. RefSeq lists its product as uncharacterized. Gene Ontology annotation, cellular component: nuclear chromosome. Bases 1 to 1695 code for a protein of 564 amino acids. The record is from RefSeq and is a predicted model, not a curated record. Gene Ontology annotation, molecular function: DNA-binding transcription factor activity; DNA binding. Gene Ontology annotation, biological process: meiotic cell cycle; positive regulation of transcription by RNA polymerase II. The transcript has 3 exons. NCBI's taxonomy places the organism in Eukaryota, Fungi, Ascomycota, Sordariomycetes, Microascales, Microascaceae.